Polyodon spathula (Mississippi paddlefish) is the source of this 2044-nucleotide messenger RNA. RefSeq names its product YEATS domain-containing protein 4. NCBI's taxonomy places the organism in Eukaryota, Metazoa, Chordata, Actinopteri, Acipenseriformes, Polyodontidae. The transcript is spliced from 7 exons. Gene Ontology annotation, biological process: regulation of DNA-templated transcription. The coding region runs from base 201 to 893 and encodes 230 amino acids. The record is from RefSeq and is a predicted model, not a curated record.
UGUUUCCGAGCAGGACACCGUGGCGCCUCUGCCGCAGAUUGAAUGGAUGCGGAUUCGCUUCUAGCUGGAGGCGGGAAGUGUGCUUUUUGGGGGGGUUACAUGGAAGAAGUUUUGUAAAUUGUGGAUCUAAUCAAAAGAGCUGGAAUAGGUGACAACGAUUGGACGAUUCCUUUACAAACGAGCGUCUCUUUUACAAUACUAUGUUGAAGAAGAUGGCUGAAUUUGGACCUGAUUCCGGAGGGAGAGUAAAGGUACCGCGGCAGGGAGUUACAAUCGUGAAACCGAUAGUGUACGGAAACGUUGCUCGAUAUUUUGGAAAGAAGAGAGAAGAGGAUGGGCACACUCACCAGUGGACGGUGUACGUGAAGCCCUACAGGAAUGAGGACAUGUCUGCAUAUGUAAAGAAGAUUCAGUUCAAAUUGCAUGAAAGUUAUGGCAACCCAUUAAGAGUUGUCACAAAGCCACCCUACGAAAUUACAGAAACUGGUUGGGGUGAAUUUGAAAUUAUCAUCAAGAUAUUCUUCAUCGAUCCCAACGAGAGACCCGUCACCCUCUAUCACUUGCUGAAGCUUUUCCAGUCAGACUCCAGCGCCAUGCCGAAAAAGACAGUGGUCUCUGAGUUCUACGAUGAAAUGAUUUUUCAGGACCCCACAGCAAUGAUGCAGCAGCUGCUGACAACAUCAAGGCAGUUAACGCUGGGAGCCUACAAACACGAAACUGAAUUUGCAGAGCUGGAAAUGAGGACGAGAGAAAAAUUGGAAUCGGCCAAAAAGAAGAGCAGCUUUGAGAUAACAGAGCUGAAGGAGAGGUUAAAAGCCAGCCGUGAGAACAUCAACUAUCUGAAGAGCGAAAUCAGAAAGCUGGAGGAAGAAGACCAGGUCAGGGAUGCCUGAAUGGAUUCUUUAUCCAGCAACACGAAGGCAGUCCUGAACACUGGCCCUUGUUAUAUAACAAGCCCUGCUUCCUUGUGCUGCCAUUGCUGCUUGUAGUUUCUAGUACUGCAUUAGAUGUAUUAAAUGAAUCCAAAGCUCAAGUCUGAAAAUAUGUGUUUGUGUGGGUAAAGACCGACACAAUCAGGACAGAGACAUAGGACUCCUUGAGUUGUCUCCAUCUGAGAUGGUAAUGUGCAGGAAUUGUGCAAUUCCUGGAAUGAUGAAUCAGCCAGAUGAACAGCAGUUGUUCUCCAGGGUUUGGGGAAUACUGAAUUAUAAUUAAUUUUAAUGCAACACUGUUACAGCAGUUUUUUUUCUUUUCAUUUUAAUGUACCUUGUUUGGUGUGUAUGUACUAUUAGGGGGAGGUUCUGUAGCAAUUUCCAGCACAGACGCUGAAGAGUUCCCAUGUCUACUUGUGGAAUACACAGUGGUUUACCUGUCUCCGGGCUGUCUGGGGAAGCCCACAGUGAAACCAGCCUCUGAACUGGCUUUUGCAACAGAAACAGCACAUAAAUAUCCAACAAACAAGUUUUUUGUAACAUAUGACUGGCUGCUGAGAGGCUGUUGUUUGAAUCAGCUUCUUGCAGACACCAUGUGUAAGUAAUAAGUAGUUAGAUGGAUCAAUUUUUUCUAAGUGUACUACAAAAGAACACCUUGCUGGUAUGUGUACCAUACGUGUCAAUAUUGCAGCUUUACAAAAAAAAAAAAUGCUGAUGGAUCUUGCUUCAAAACAUGUUUAAUGUUUGUUGAAUAAAAAAAAAAAAAAAGUUUUGAUUCCUUACACCAUACAUACAGGGGCUGGACAAAACUGGAAUCUGCCUUUCUUGUUCAAAUUAUUAUUAUUAUUAUUCUUUUUAGAUAGCGUUAUCCCUAGAUAUGGUAACAGGUAUGGGCAAAGCUGGUUUUAUAGGUGAACACAAUUUAAAAAUCAAAUGCUUCUCUUUGAUUAUCACCCAGGAAGCUCUGUGUUUUGUGUUGGGCUUACUGCCUUGAAUUAACUAUGACAUGCAGGUAAAUGUGUGAUAUUCGCCAGACCAGAGGCUACAUCUGACCACAAGAGGGUGCUACAAUAGGGAACGUUGCAUUUACAGCCUUAGUUUAACACUUGAGC